Messenger RNA from Corvus hawaiiensis (hawaiian crow), 3963 nucleotides. It is a transcript of the gene BMERB1, whose product is annotated as bMERB domain containing 1. The record is from RefSeq and is a predicted model, not a curated record. Gene Ontology annotation, biological process: negative regulation of microtubule depolymerization. Gene Ontology annotation, cellular component: microtubule cytoskeleton. The transcript has 6 exons. Bases 93 to 707 code for a protein of 204 amino acids. NCBI's taxonomy places the organism in Eukaryota, Metazoa, Chordata, Aves, Passeriformes, Corvidae.
CGCCCCCCGCCCGCGGGCCCCGCGCCGCGCACGGAGCGCCCAGCCCCGCGCAGAGCCCGCGCCGCCGCAUGGGCUGAGCGGAGCCCCCGGCCAUGGAGCUCCGCAGGUCCAUCUCAGCCAGCGCCGAGGCCGAGAGACCUAUGCGGCGCUACGGGGCAGUGGAGGAGACGGAGUGGAAGGCGGAGGCGCUGGGGAGAAAUCAACUUGACAUCAUUUCAAUGGCUGAAACAACAAUGAUGCCUGAGGAAAUUGAGCUCGAGAUGGCAAAGAUCCAGAGACUUCGGGAAGUCUUAGUCAGAAGAGAAUCAGAACUCAGGUUUAUGAUGGAUGACAUCCAGCUGUGCAAAGACAUUAUGAACCUUAAGCAGGAGCUGCAGAGUUUGGUAGCAAUCCCAGAAAAAGAAAAAACGAAGAUGGAGAAGCAAAGAGAGGAUGAACUGAUUCAGAAGAUUCAUCGACUGGUACAAAAAAGAGACUUUCUUGUAGAUGAUGCGGAGGUGGAGAGAUUACGGGAAAAAGAAGAAGACAGAGAGAUGGCUGAGUUCCUUCGCACCAAGUUAAAACCCAUAGACAAAGCAACACAGUCUCCUACGAGCAGCCCAGCAGAAAAGAAGGCAGAACCUCCUCCAAGCAAGCCCACCAUUGCCAAGGCAGGGUUGGCAAUUAUUAAAGAUUGUUGUGGGGCCACACAGUGCAACAUCAUGUAGAGCUCUGGGCUUCCUACCCUGCUUGUCUUUUCAGUGUUUCCAUUGAGUGAAACUGGAUGGUGAGGGGAACCAACAGGUCCUGCUAAGGGAGUCAAGAGCAGCUGGCACAAGUGUAAUCUGUGGACUGUACAAUGGCAGGUUCUUCACUGUUGCAUGGAUCACUCUACAUGCAUGCCUAAAAACAAAAGAAAUUUAUUUAGUGGCUGUCCAGGGACCAGAAGAGAUCAGCAGUAGAGUUAACAAAAAACACCCCUGUGAUACAGGUGAAUGAAAAGGGGCUAUAUUUUAUCCAGCACGGUGUAAAACAGCAAUUCUAACAGGCUAUAACUUUAUGAGAAUAUGUUGUACACUUUUCACCCCUGUGACAAACUGCACUCAAAAAUGGCCAAAUUAUCCUAUUUUGGCUACUUUUCAUAACAAAAGCCACAAGUAGCAAUGCUAUAUAUAGCACAAUUGAUAGAGGAAGCAACUGUAGGAUAACUGAUGUUGCAUAUAAAAUACCAAACUUGUGUGAUGUUCAAGUACUUUGCUGUGGAGUUUAACUUCAAAUUCUUCCUAAAGAAUGAGAUCAGUGACAAGGAUGCUGCAAGUAGCUACAGAUUUUUAUAUGCCAUGUAAUAUCUGAAUUACUCAAGUCAAAUUAAUAUUGUUUGCACCAGGGGAAAUAAAUCCCUGGCAAAGCAUUAGCAAAGCACAGCUACAGUAAUCUGCAAAUAGAUGAGGCAGUCCAAGGUUGUGUCACUUCUGUUUUAGAUUGCCACCUCCCAUGAAGUCACAGAAAUAUUCACCCAGGGUUUUGUCCAUUUUUACAAGCUACAUGCAGUAGGCUAUUACACAUCACUGGAAGAUUGCUGGGAGAAGAAUAGAAGACAAAAUUUAACUGAUACUGAAACCAUGCUUAAAACAAAUAAUAAUUGUAUAUCUUUUGACCACAAGAAAUACAAACUAUCAAGCAUAGGAAGACACAAGCCACCCAAGACAAAUUUGCCACAAGACAAAUAUACAAAUACAGAAGUAGGUAUUUGUGGCAGGAAGAUCACAUUCUAUACAAAAUGGGUUUAAAAUUAAGGGAAAUACAGAAAUACUCGUCUGUGUUUCACCAUUAAGUGUGUUUCUGGUCUCUAUGCAGAUUAAGCUUUGUGGAAUCUAGUAUCUUUAUAUUAGCUGUCAGUAGCUGGUUUGUCUGUGUGAUGGUAUUCCAUAUAAAUGUCCUGUGAUAGGUGUCAAUAGUAAAAUAAACGUACAUGGAUCUAGUGUGACAAUCUCAGGCUUAGAAAUAACAAAAGAUAGCAAAAAGUUCCUAAAAUAAAGUUUUACAAGAGGAACUUCCAUUUUGUGAAGCCAGCUAAGUGAAGUGUGUGCUUAUAUACCAAGGAACCACAGUAUAGGAAAGGAGAAAAAAUUAACAGCAGUUUCCCCAAAAGGACAAACAGUUAUUUUUUUAGACAGAAAAAGUAUCUUAUUAAGGUUGAAGGCAAUAGACACCAUCUAAAGUAACUCAGACUAUUCUUAUACAAAUAAAACCUAAUCGCUAGCACUGACUGAUCUUAUGAAAAACACUUGCAUUUCCAGAGUAAUUUCAGUAUUGCAGACUCACUUGAGACAAAGAACCCAUGUCAUUAAGUACCUUAACUUUUAAGGAUCAAAGAGGAAAAAACACAAAGGGUUUCCACUAAGACAUGAAGCACUUUAAUUAGUUUGACCAAAGAUGCAGGAAAGAGAACAAAAUCUGGCUGUCAUGUAUAGUUAUUGUAUCCUUGUUGAGACAUUCAACUUUAAGCUCUGUAGCUGUUACAGUCUGUACUUGGUGGGGGUUGGACUCUGCAUGGCACCUGUGCACAUUGACACAGUUAUGGGGAAAACUGCUUUUAGGGGAGAGAAUACACACUGGAGGGAAAGAAAACACCCAUUGGCUUCUGUAAAAUUCCACAGCCUCUUGCCGGUGCCCCCUUAAGACAUCAGGAACUGUCAGUAUCUUAAGACAAGAGGCAGAUGUUCAGUAUCAUUAAUAAAGGCAAAUGGAAGUCAGGGAAACAGCUGUAGUGAAGCACCAAACUUUAAGCCUUAGGAGGAUCAGCUGUGAAUGCCACUAAGGGGCCAGAAGGACUUCUGCACAAUAGUGUUUAACCCAGGCUGUGCUGGUGAUUGAUUGGGGUGAUCCCUAGAGGCUGCACAGAAUCUGCAGUCACUUGGGAAUAAAGUGAAAUGAGUACAAUGUCGGUUUCCAUGAAAAAAUUUCAGUAGCAAGAAAUAAGAGUUAGACGUUCCUGGGAAGCAACACUCAUAACCAGGCUACAGAGCCAUCUCCUUUAAUUAAAACCAAGGAGAAACACAGCAAGUAGGAAUGUGCAAUAUGCAUACAUUUAAGCACUGGUAGCCGAUGCCCUAAAGGGACUUGGACUCCAGCAGUGUUAACGAGAGUGGACUUCAUUUUCAGAAGUUCUAGCUUGGCUCAGCUGGAAGGUUUUCUGUAUGCCAGUUUUUGUUUUUAAUUAGCAAAUGCUUCAUUUCUGUGUUUAUUUGGGUGGAUUUGAACAGCUUGCCUGCAGUGCACCAGUGGUUCCUUCAGAAGUGGGUCAGUGAUGGUGCUUAGCAAUAAAGUCCUGGAUUUUUUAGACUGUAAGGUCAGAUUCUCAACUGUGUUCAACACUGGUUUAGUGUUGCCUAUCUAGAACACAGCAGAGCUAAUGACUGCGAUUAAACAAAUUAAACUUGGGAGGAAAUUAAGUGUAAAAAUCUUGACCUGUAUUUUUAAAAACGAGACUAAAUCACUGAAUAUCCCAAGAACAACCAGGGGUUUUGUAUCUUCCAUGAUCCUGUGAACAUGACACACUAUACAAUCCCCAUAUAUAAAAUCAGCAGAGUAUCAGACAAGUAUCUUUAGGUGACUAUAUGGAGUAACUGUCAUCAUUUCAGAGCUGAUUUUCAGAUAUCAGUCCCUGUCUGCAAAGAGGGACCGUGAUUGACUGAAGCACCCAGCAUUUCUUCUGGAAAUCCUGGCUGUUUAUCACUUCAGAAAGAAGGCAAGGCAUUGGAAAAGGAAGAAUGUGUAAGAUGGAUUUGACACACUGGUAAAUAUGCCUAUGUUCAGGAAAGGACCUUGGUCUACUGAGAAAAACAAAAGUGCUGAAGUGCUAUUUGUACCAAUCACCAAUUCCACCAGCAAAUGGUUCUCUUGUACCUUCCCCCUAGGCCUACUGAAUCUCUUCCAAGUUAAACAUAUUUCCAAAUAAACUAAGCUGCUGUGUUAUACUAA